UCGCAGCCUCCCCCCUCUCUCUCUCUCUCUCUCUCUCUCUGCAAAUCUUUUCUCGAUCUUCUUCGUCCCUUCUCUCUCUCUCUAGAAAACCACCGUCUCCUCCGCCGGACGCUCGCUAGGGUUCCGGCUCUCGCGGCCCCCGGGUGAAGGCGUCCGGCGCGAAAUAGCCCGCUGCCGCCGCGGUGUCUUGCCGGCCAAGGCUAAGAAUCAAAUCAACAAAUGGAAUCUUCUGACGAAGAGGGCGAAAUAGUACCUGACGUUCCAGCCAAAAGAAAAUCCAACUUCAUAGUAGCGGAUAAUGAGAAUGGUGGUACCAGGGAUUCUCAAGAGGAAAAUGAGGAAGAAAUUUUUGAUACGAUGUGUGCGAUUUGUGAUGAUGGGGGAGAAGUACUUAAUUGUGAAGGCAGAUGCAUGAGAUCCUUUCAUGCGGCUAUAGGUACUGGGAUCAACUCCUUGUGUAAAACUCUUGGCUUCAUCGAUGAUGCUCAAGUUGAAGCUAUUCCCAGAUUCUUUUGUGACAAUUGUAAGUAUAAAAUGCACCAAUGCUUUGCUUGUGGAGAGCUGGGUUCUUCUGACAGAGCUUUGGGUGCAGAGGUUUUUCCUUGUAUUUCUGCAACUUGUGGCCAUUUCUAUCACCCAAAAUGUGUGGCACAACUGAUCCAUCGCAAUGAUGAAAGUCAGGCUCAAAAGCUUCAAGUAAAAAUUGCUGCAGGCGAAUCAUUUACUUGUCCAGUUCAUAAAUGUCUUAUUUGUCGGCAAGGUGAAGAUAAAGAGGUUCAUGAAUUGCAGUUUGCAGUCUGUAGACGCUGCCCUAAGGCCUACCACAGAAAGUGCUUACCUCCGUCUAUAUCUUUCACGAGCAAUGAAAGUCGAAAUAUUCUCCAAAGGGCUUGGGAAGGUUAUUUGCCAAAGCGAAUCCUUAUAUACUGCAUGGAUCAUACCAUAGAUAGAAGGCUUAGUACGCCAGCUAGAAAUCACUUAAAAUUUCCUAAUGGUGGACUGAAGAUGAAGGGGCUGCUUACAAACAAAGUGAGUGUUGAUGAUUUGAAGAGAGGCACUACUUCUGAAAAUCAAGCAAAGGAUAAAGCUGCUGUGAAGAUGCCAAAAUCAGUUCAUGACAUUAUUAAAAAAGGUAAAAUUGGUGUUGUCAGACGAAGCUCAAAAAUUGGAGCUAUAACAAAAGCAAACAGCAUUGAUGCUGUAAAGAAGUCAUUGACGAUCAGCAAGUCCUUAAGUGAGAAAGGUCGAAAGUUCAUAGUGAAAAGGAGCUCACAGGAAGACAAUGUCUCAUCUUCUAAGUCAGGGCCAUAUUUGGCGAAGAAAAGGCAGAAGAUUAUGGCUAGCUCAAUCUCAGAUAAGACUGGGAUGGCAAAAGAGAGAAAUUCAGCAAUCAGUUCAAUGGAAGAUCGAAUAUUGACUUUUGUUGAACAAGCCUCUUCCGAAUUUAAUGCCAAAAGAUUAGUGAGAAAGCAGAGCAUAUCAUCCUUAUAUGCUCCUGGUUCAAAGUUCACUUUGGACAAGACCAUAACAAUGAGCAAGGUCGAGGGCUUUCUGAAGGCCACUCGAACAGCAUUGCAGAAGCUAGAUGAAGGAUAUGCAAUUGAGGAAGCUAAAGAAAUAUGUGAACCAGGGAUCCUCAGACAGAUACUCAUAUGGAAGAAGAAGCUGAGAGUGUAUCUUGGACCAUUUAUUCAUGGUCCACGCUAUACAUCAUUUGGACGCCAUUUUACUAAAGUGGAGAAGCUUCAGGAGAUUGUGAAUAGGCUCCAUUGGUACGUGCAAAAUGGGGACACUAUAGUGGAUUUCUGUUGCGGUUCUAAUGAGUUUAGUCUUCUAAUGAAAGAAAAGCUCGACAAAAUAGGGAAGCGCUGCUUUUUCAAAAACUAUGAUAUUUUCCCACCCAAGAUUCCUUUUCAGUUUGAGAAGAGAGAUUGGAUGUCUGUCGAUGUAGCGGAAUUACCAGAUGGAUCUGAAUUGAUUAUGGGCCUUAAUCCUCCUUUUGGUGUUAAUGCAUCUCUGGCGAAUCAGUUCAUCAACAAAGCUCUCUCAUUCAAGCCUAAGCUCCUCAUUCUUACAGUCCCACGAGAAACCAAACGACUGGACAUUGGAGCUGAUCCAUAUGAUUUGCUUUGGGAGGACUGUGAGCUUCUAUCAGGAAAGUCGUUUUACCUUCCCGGAUCCAUUGAUGUGCACAACAAACGGCUGGAGGAUUGGAAUCUAACAUCCCCACCUCUGUAUCUUUGGAGUCGUCGUGAUUGGACUUCCAAGCACAAGACAAUAGGUGUAGAGCGUGGCCACAUUUCCAAACAAGAAUAUAUCAGACAUGAAGAAACAAAUGCUGGAGCAGCCAUCUCGAACUAUCUGAUGGAAGAAAAUUAUGAUUGCUAUCAGGAUUACUCCUCUGCAGUGGAUGCCAAUAACGAUUUGUCCAGCAUAUUUGAAGAUUUUCCAGAUGAAGAUGCUGAUGAUGGAGUCGGCCCGCUCAUUGAAAUUUCCAAGAGUUUUCUGGAACGAGAACCGCGUGUAGCUUUUGAAAAUCUGACAGUGAAACCGCAAGAAGGAUUUUGGAAACUCCAACAGAACCAUCAUGGAAAUGUUCCAUUGCAGUCCGAGCAUCACAGAGGUUUUGAGGUUCCAGGAAUGCGACCGCAAGGCAGCCUCUGGAACCGUCAACCAAAUUCUCAUGGUUUUGAAGUUCCAGGAAUGCGACCCCAAGGCAGCCUGUGGAACCUCCAACCAAAUUCUCAUGGUUCUGCGGAGUAUGCGACGGCGCGUCCUCUGCAUCUGGGAGGUAUUACUCUACCUAACCAGCAAUCCGCCUCGCAGCCGUACGGUUUCAGGCCGCCUUCCUCCUGUGAAUAUCCGCCUGGGUUUCCCUUUCCCUUUUGAUAAAAAACUUAAAAUAGCAUGCAUUCUGUGGACUCUCAUGGGCAGCACAACUCUUUUUCUCUAUCUUUUUGUCCUCUUCUUCUUAUGGUGACUCGUACAUCAUCGUCUGCUAUCCCUAAAGACCAUUUGGCUAACUAAAAUCUGACUUAGUGAACAUAACUUUAUUUUAUGUGUUCAACGAGUGAAUUGCGCCCUGUGGAUAUUUCAGAUUGCCAGGAGGAGCAGCUCUUUUUUUAUCU
Messenger RNA from Syzygium oleosum, 3128 nucleotides. Its product is annotated as protein ENHANCED DOWNY MILDEW 2-like. The transcript is spliced from 17 exons. The record is from RefSeq and is a predicted model, not a curated record. NCBI's taxonomy places the organism in Eukaryota, Viridiplantae, Streptophyta, Magnoliopsida, Myrtales, Myrtaceae. Bases 220 to 2889 code for a protein of 889 amino acids.